Messenger RNA from Osmia bicornis bicornis, 1574 nucleotides. RefSeq names its product ankyrin repeat, SAM and basic leucine zipper domain-containing protein 1-like. The record is from RefSeq and is a predicted model, not a curated record. The transcript has 8 exons. Gene Ontology annotation, cellular component: pi-body. Gene Ontology annotation, biological process: piRNA processing. Gene Ontology annotation, molecular function: protein binding. The coding region runs from base 225 to 1520 and encodes 431 amino acids. NCBI's taxonomy places the organism in Eukaryota, Metazoa, Arthropoda, Insecta, Hymenoptera, Megachilidae.
CGCCAAAUGAUUCUACGAUCUCAAAUACAUAUUUACAUAGAAAGAAUCCCCUCGCAAUUAAUUCAAAGGCUUUAAAAAAAUAAGAAAACUAGUCAAUACUUCACUUGCUGUUUAAAUACAUGCAAAGGAUCAAACCUUUUUCUUGUUGACUUAUUCGAGUUUUUAGAGCAAGUAAAAGCUUUUUCAAACAUCAAAUAUUGACCAAAUUAUAUCAGUGAAAAAAUAUGGAGAUCGAUGAGAAACAAAUGUUUGAAUCUAACAUGAUAAAUGCAUGUAUGAUGGGACAUUUCCAAGUUAUUCACAAAUAUCUUGAAUUAUACAACAUAAAUGACGUUUUAUGUACUGGAUGGACACCGCUCUUAUAUGCUGCAUCAGGUGCACAAGCAGAAGUUAUUGACUAUUUUAUAAAGAAUGGGGCUGAUGUUAAUAAACAUAAAGAUGGAUAUACCCCAUUAAUGAUAUUAUGCAAUUCCUCAAAAAAUACAGUGGAAACUCGCCUAACGUGUUUAAAGUUAUUAACAAAAGCAGGUGCUAAUGUAAAUGCAAGCAAUAAGCAAAAACAAACACCUCUAAUGUUUGCUUCUAUGUCGCAAGAACCAGAAUUUGUGGCAGAACUAAUAAAACAUGUUAAAAAUAUUGAUGCAUACGACAAUAGAAAACAAACUGCUCUGAUGUAUGCCAUAAUAGCUAACAAACCAGAAAUAGUUAAAAUAUUAGUGGAAAAUACAGCCAAUGUUGCAUUAACUGACAUUAAUGAUUUAACUGCUAGAGAUAUAGCUUCUAUGAAAGGAUAUGAUAAAAUUCUAUCUUUAUUACAUUUUAAUGAAGAAGUAGAAGAAGAAACCAUACCUACUUAUGAAAUAGCUAAAAUGUAUAAUUGGAUGGAUAUGUUUCCAUUGUUAACUAAUAUAAGCAAUAAAACUAUAGAUUUUGACGUAUAUACAAUUUUACAUGGAAUGGGCUUAGAAAAGUAUAGUUACAUCUUUCAAGGGACGAGCCUUAAAGCUUUUUUAAAGUUAACGGAACAAGACCUCUGCCGAUUAGGAAUAGAAAUUAAUGCACAUAGAAUUCAAUUUAUAGAACAUCUUCAUAAAUUUCAUAGGAAAAAAUGGAGUAUACAGAGUAUUGGUGCAAUCGAUAAGUCUUUACCUUAUACAUUAUAUGACGGUAUAGUUUCUUUAGGUACAGUAGCCAAACAGGUUGCAAUUAUCGGCACUAGUUUUGAGCAUAUUAAGAACGAUUUACUAAAAGCAAAUGAUAACAAUAUACAUUUAACCAAAGAACAAAUGUCUAAUUAUGAAGAAGAAAUUGUAAAAACACAAAAAACUCUAUGCGUGCUCAAAAAGGAACUUGAACAAAUGGGAGCACUCUCGAAAAAGAUUCGAAAGGAUGAUAAUAUUGGUACACCAGCGACGUAUAUUUGUCCAAAAAACCAUAGGAUUAAUUGGUCUAUACUUUUAGGUAUUACACUUACUGUGGGAAUAUAUUUCUCUAAAAGAGUAUAUAUUCAAACUUAUUAGUUGAUCACUUAACGAAACUGUGAUUUCAUCUACCUCGAACCCUCCUACAAUAUG